AACAUGCUCCGUUUCGUCGUACUUCUCGCUUGCCUCGGCGCGAGCCUCGCGCGUCCGCAGAAACGCCUCGCUGGCGACGCAUUCGCAGUGGAAAUCGAUAAGUUCCCUUACCAGGUGAGCGUCUACUCGUUCGGGAAUUAUCGCUGCAGCGGCGCCAUUAUUUCCGAGGACUACGUGCUCACGAGCGUGCAUUGCGCGGCUUUCGCGCGCGACGCGCUUACCGUUCGAGCUGGCAGCGCGCAGCUCGGCGUCGCUGGCUCGCUGCACAAUGUCAGCGAAAUCAUCGAGCACGAUCAUUACGGCUCCAAUAUCAAGAGGCACAAUGACGUCGCGCUGCUGCGGCUCGAGCCCAAGCUCGAGUUUGACGAAACCAAGCAGCCGAUCCCACUUACGGGCGCCAAGGUCUCCCUCACCGAGGGCGAUAAGGGCGUUAUCAGUGGUUGGGGUACGACUGGCGAUCGCAAUUUAAGAGGCGACAUUCGUUUGUUCGCAGCUGUAUCGGUCAACGUAAUGUCGCUGCUGGAUUGCGUCGAGAUUUAUUACUCGAGAUUCGGCAAUUUAUCGCCAGGCGCACUUUGCGCGAAAAACGAGCGACCAGGUGGCGCUGCCUGCUCGGUGAUCUGGUCGGCCGACGAUUCGGGAUCGCCGCUCGUUGUUGAUGGCAAAUUGGCUGGUAUUUUCUCGUGGGGCUACAAGUGCGACAGCCCAGGAUUCCCGUCGGUGUUCAUGGAGGUGGCGUACUACAGGGACUGGAUCAAGAAGAAUUCUGGUGUUUGAUAAUGAUCGUGGAGUCAAUUCUUUUGCAUGGAACCCGUACUUAUUGAUUGUUAGCUCUAUAUGAAUCAUAAUGCGAAGGAUGCUUACGUCAUUUUUAUUUCUUCUUUUUUUCGUCAUUCUUCGACUUGAUCACGUAACAUUUUUUUUUACUUUAUCGAAAAAAAAAACAAAU
This is a messenger RNA of Phymastichus coffea, 949 nucleotides long. RefSeq names its product trypsin-3-like. The transcript has 3 exons. The record is from RefSeq and is a predicted model, not a curated record. Gene Ontology annotation, molecular function: serine-type endopeptidase activity. Gene Ontology annotation, biological process: proteolysis. The coding region runs from base 4 to 777 and encodes 257 amino acids. NCBI's taxonomy places the organism in Eukaryota, Metazoa, Arthropoda, Insecta, Hymenoptera, Eulophidae.